GUUACAAGGACCAUCAAUUUCCAAUGGCACUGGUCGUGUGGAAGUACUGUACAAUGGACGAUGGGGAACAAUCUGUCACAAUUAUUGGGAUAUAAAUGAUGCUAGGGUUGUAUGUCGUCAACUUGGGUAUCCAUAUGUUGCUAGAGCUCUUCAAGGGAACGAUGUUCCUGAUGGAACUGGGCAGAUAUGGUUAAAUUAUGUCAGAUGUACUGGAAAUGAAGACAAUUUAGUAAGUUGUUAUCAUAAUGGAUGGGGAAAUCAUUAUUAUUGCAGUCAUUAUCAAGACGCUGGAGUAGAAUGUUCUUUUACAG
Molecule: messenger RNA, 311 nt
Organism: Paramuricea clavata
Lineage: Eukaryota; Metazoa; Cnidaria; Anthozoa; Malacalcyonacea; Plexauridae
Source: the annotation of a GenBank genome assembly